Molecule: messenger RNA, 336 nt
Organism: Fraxinus pennsylvanica
Lineage: Eukaryota; Viridiplantae; Streptophyta; Magnoliopsida; Lamiales; Oleaceae
Source: the annotation of a GenBank genome assembly
AUGCCAUUGAUGAACGGGAUAGAAGCAACUCGGCGCAUCAGAGAAGAGGAAGGAAAUUAUGGUGUUCACAUACAAAUAAUUGCACUAACUGCACAUGAAAGAGGAGAAGAAGAGAUAAACAAGAUGGAUGAGGUAGCUGCAUCCAAAAGGCAGGAAGUCGAGGCUGCAUUAGAAGUUGUUUCUGUUGCUAUUGCUACUGUAGAGGAAAAGCAAGAUUACGAGUCUCUUGCUGCAGCUUACAAAGCCAAUCUUCAUCUACAAUCACUAAUUGCUGCCAACAUCAGGGAUGAAUACACUCUGUUGGAAGAAGAGGAGAUUCGGAGGGAGAACGCCUAA